Molecule: messenger RNA, 1080 nt
Organism: Trifolium pratense (red clover)
Lineage: Eukaryota; Viridiplantae; Streptophyta; Magnoliopsida; Fabales; Fabaceae
Product: bidirectional sugar transporter SWEET17-like
Exons: 6
Coding region: 145-846 (233 amino acids)
Biological process (GO): carbohydrate transport
Cellular component (GO): membrane
Molecular function (GO): sugar transmembrane transporter activity
Source: RefSeq, a predicted model, not a curated record
AUUUUAUUACAACAAGAAAACUUCUCUUUCCAACUCAUCAUUAGUUCUCACUGUUCUCCCUUCCCUAGCCAUAAAUAAGCACAACAAAAGAAGAAAUUGAAACUAUACCAUUAAUUCAUAAUCUUUGCUUCUUGGUGUUUCCUGAUGGCAGAUCCAAGUUUCUUUGUUGGAGUCAUAGGUAACAUCAUCUCAAUUCUCAUGUUUCUUUCUCCAGUACCAACAUUUUGGAGAAUAAUAAAGCAUAGAUCUACAGAAGAUUUUUCAUGUUUUCCUUACAUAUGCACAUUGCUUAACUCUUCAUUGUGGACUUACUAUGGAAUAAUAAAGGAUGGAGAAUACCUUGUGGCCACUGUUAAUGGCUUUGGCAUUGUGGUGGAGAUAAUCUACAUUCUUCUAUUUCUCAUAUAUGCACCCCCAAAAAUAAGGGUUAAGACUGCAAUUAUAGGUGGAAUUUUGGAUGUGGUAAUCUUGGCAGCAGCAGUGGUUACUACUCAAUUAGCAUUGGAAGGAGAUGCUCGUAGUGGUGCUGUUGGUAUCAUGGGUGCUGCCUUGAAUAUUCUCAUGUAUGCUUCACCUCUCGCCGUCAUGAAAACGGUGGUGAAGACAAAAAGUGUGGAAUAUUUGCCAUUCCUCCUUUCGUUUUUCUUCUUCAUAAAUGGUGGCGUUUGGUUGUUGUACGCCUUUCUUGUUCGUGAUUUAAUUCUUGGGGUCCCAAACGGUACAGGAUUUGUACUUGGAGCUAUGCAGUUAGUGUUGUAUGCAGUGUACAGAAAUGGAAAACAAUCAAAGAAUAUUUCAGACAAAUUGGAAGAAGGAUGGCAACAUGAGCCUCUCAUCCUCAAGUGAAGAGUUGAAUUAAUGAUAGGGAUAUUAAACAAGUCUAUUUAGUAAUUUUGCUAUUAAGUUUCAAAGUUAUGCUAGUUAGCUAGUGAAUGAAUUUUAAAUUUUUUUAGAAGAUAAAACUAUAGGGAAUAAUAAAAUGUUUCAAAAUAUUCGUGAUUGAUUGAUGUUUUUGCUCUUCAAAUUUGUAAAAAAGAAACAAUAUGGUUAUUAAUUUAAUGAACCUUUUAUAUGCCCAAA